AUGUUGAAUUUCAAUGAAACCAUACUCCUUUUCCCAAUAAACUGCUAUAAUUUACUACUGGCGAGCCGGAUCGCCCACCGAUCAGACAGAAGAAAGUACGGCGGGCGCGGGAUGAUAGCGGCGGAGGCUGCGACCGGCCGGACCGGUUAUGCUAAACCCCAUUGUGGUCAGUUUUUGUACCCGGACCCCCGCCUCCUCAUACCAGUACCCCGGAAACCUUAUUGCGAACGUUCCGCGAACGAA
Messenger RNA from Iphiclides podalirius (scarce swallowtail), 243 nucleotides. The record is from the annotation of a GenBank genome assembly. NCBI's taxonomy places the organism in Eukaryota, Metazoa, Arthropoda, Insecta, Lepidoptera, Papilionidae.